GCUCCGGCUGCGCCCGCGGCUCCGGCUCCCCCGGCCGCUGCCCAUGCCCCGGCCGCUGCCCGCGCCGGGCAGGCCGCGAGGGGCCCAGCCUCGCACAGGGUGCUGCAUUGCUGGAGACCACGUCUAGCUCACCCAGCCUCCUAGACAACGUGCUCAAUGCUUUGAGACUGGAAGGACCUUGCUCUGCAAUGAAGAUGGAGGCAGUAGGAAAAGCAGAAGAACUUGUUGAUUCAGAAAUUCCACCAAAGAGUUCUGAAAAGCAAGAGACUGCUCCUGAUGAAGACAGGCCUAUAGAACUUGAGACACAGCCUCAGAAGGACAGUGCGCCCACUGCAGCAGACUCUGCAGUGCUCUCUUCCAUGCCUUGCUUGCUGAUGGAACUGAGGCGGGACUCCUCGGAGUCUCAGCUGGCAUCUACGGAGAGCGACAAGCCAGCGGGCGGCCGAGUUUAUGAGAGUGACUCUUCUAACCACUGCAUGCUUUCGCCUUCCUCCAGCGGGCACUUGGCCGAUUCAGACACGUUGUCUUCCGCGGAGGAGAACGAGCCCUGCCCAGCUGAAGCCGCCGCGGAGGGAGAUCCUUCUGCAGUGUCCGGAGCUGCGGUCGGGAGGAAAUCCAGGAGAUCCAGGUCCGAAAGUGAGACUUCAACAAUGGCUGCCAAGAAAAACCGACAGUCUAGCGAUAAGCAGAACGGCCGAGUUCCCAAGGUGAAGGGUCACCGGAGCCAAAAGCACAAAGAGAGGAUCCGGCUGCUGAGGCAGAAGCGGGAGGCGGCUGCUCGCAAGAAGUACAACCUGCUGCAGGACAGCAGUACCAGCGACAGUGACCUGACCUGUGACUCCAGCACGAGCUCGUCAGACGACGACGAAGAGGUUUCAGGGAGCAGCAAGACAAUCACUGCAGAGAUACCAGAUGGACCUCCUGUGGUGGCUCACUAUGAUAUAUCAGACACAAACUCAGACCCAGAAGUGGUAAAUGUGGACAAUCUGUUGGCGGCUGCAGUAGUUCAAGAGCACAAUAAUUCUUUGGGAAACCAAGACUCAGGAUCUGCCUGGAGAACCAGAGGGCUGCUGAAUGAAAUGAGUGCUGAUACAGGUCGUUUGGAUCCAGGCUUCCUUGCAGGUGACAAAACCUCUUGUGGCAAUGCCCAGGCCAAUGAAGAAAUUAACAUUGCCUCUUCUGAUAGCGAAGUGGAGAUUGUUGGAGUUCAGGAACAUGCCAGGUGUGUGCAUCCCAGGGGAGGGGUGAUCCAGAGCGUGGCCUCCUGGAAGCGCGGCUCGCCCUUCGGCAGCGCCCAGCCCGCGCAGCCAUGGACAGCAGUGGCUCCCCAGCAGAACUGGUCCUCGCCCCCAGAAGUGGUGGAUCUGACUCUGGACGAGGACACCAGGCGCAAAUACCUCCUGUAAGGCCGUGUCACUGUGCUCUGCCCCCUCCCUCCCGCCCUCCCUGGCACAGAGCGGUGACACCAUCACCUCCAGAGCCCCGUCCUUGGCACCAAGAGCCCAAACCCACGGCGUUUCGCCACCUCCACACAGGAAUGUAGUCUGAUUUCAGUGUCACCUCAAAGGGUUUUGCCUUCUCCAAGGAGGAUUCCUGCCCAGAAUUAACAGCACCAAAUUUAAAACACAUCUGCAGUUACUAACGUGUGCGUGUACACCUAACGAAAUAACUGCGUGCAAACUUACGUCCUGCCACGCUCCCCACCUCCCGACUCCAGGACUUUUUUAAUUUAUCAGUAUCUUGAGUUUGUUAGUAGAAGUUAGUGUGUUGCUGUGUGAGCAUCAGUGAUUUUGAGAAAUGCUGUGUCCUCACUGAUUUCAGUGGAACUGGGGGUAUUCAACACUUCCAAAAUUUGGGCCAGGAGUAUUUUUACCCAAACUGAUUUGGUUAUGUUACCAGCAGGAGGGAUUGUCUUUAAUGCAAAUGGCCCAUAAAAAUGCACUGAACAGCUUUUAAUUAAAACAUUUUUUAUUUUCAAUGUAAUUUAUAGUUUAUACUCUUCAGUGCUGAGUCUUCUGUCCACUUGACUACUGUGUUUCACUGGUCAAUUCCCGCAGCUUGGAAUGGCUAAAAUAGUAAUAGUAGUGACUUUGGAACAGCUGAACAUUGCAAAAGCACAGGACAAGGUAAUAAAAAGGCCCAGCAUCCAUCUCCUUUUUAAUUAUAGCUUAUUAUUAUUAUUACCUCUAUCGGAGUUUUGCCUGGAGUAGAUGAAGAAGAGGAAUUAAAUGUUUUACUCACAGUCCCCAUCUCUACUGCUGCUUGUUUGUGUCAUUCACCAUCUCAGAAAACAGAAAACAAAUCCCAAGCAGAUUCCAAAGCUCCAGCCUGGCAAAGGGGUGGUCAGCUGGGACCUGUUCGUGGAAUUUGUGGGGCCACUCAAGUGCUUAAAACUCUGUCCUGAAAGAUGUUGCAGGAUCAGGGUCACAAACUAAGGUUGUGGUUUUUAACUUUGUUUUUGUUUUAAAUUAAUAAUCUGCACCAUUUCCCUGGCGUUCAAUCAUGCCUCUCCUGCUAGUUUUGGAAAUGCCAAGAUUCAGAAUAUUUACUUCUACCAGAAUAUUUAUCAAAAUCAGUGGAACCACUCAGUUGAGCGGGCUGCAGUUUCUGUGGUGUACAUGGAAAUUCCUGCCCCUCAUCUGUCAUUUUGAGCCUUUCCCAAGGCAAAAACCAAAGAUUAAACUUUGACAAGAUGUUAUUAUUCACCUUAAAUGUCUACUGUGCAAUUGAAACAUUCCUUCAUAUUCCAGAUGUUUCUAUUGGGAAUUUUGUACAGCUCUGCCAUUAGAUUUUUCACUAUUUGAAGCUGAAAAAGGGUGGUCAGGACAUGGGAAGUUCUGCUUUCCUUUUGUACUGGCUGGUUUUCAAAAUUUAUUUGGCUUCCCUUAAUUUUAUCUGUGGGCAAAAUAAAAAAUUCAAAUAGAGUUACCUGUGUUGUCCCAUAAAGGUAAAACAGCCCAGCAGGGGGGUGUCUUUAGUAACAAACAUCUGUUUCUUCCGUAAGCAGAACAGCUCAUGCUGCACUUUACACAUCAGCUAGGUAAGGAUUGAUAUUCCCAUUUCCAGCUUUCUAGAACAUUGAACAUAAGUGUCCUGCAUGGCCAGAGAAAUACCUGUGGUGUUUUUCAGUGACCAAUUCCUUUCUG
Messenger RNA from Zonotrichia leucophrys gambelii, 3146 nucleotides. It is a transcript of the gene ARK2N, whose product is annotated as arkadia (RNF111) N-terminal like PKA signaling regulator 2N. NCBI's taxonomy places the organism in Eukaryota, Metazoa, Chordata, Aves, Passeriformes, Passerellidae. The record is from RefSeq and is a predicted model, not a curated record. The transcript is spliced from 5 exons. Gene Ontology annotation, biological process: ubiquitin-dependent protein catabolic process. The coding region runs from base 189 to 1406 and encodes 405 amino acids. Gene Ontology annotation, molecular function: ubiquitin protein ligase activity.